UUUUCCAAUGAAAGUAAACGUUACUUAUUUUUUUUAAAUGUUUCUAAAUGUCAGAGAUACUCCGAAGCAUGAGAAUUCUCUGACUGGACUCGGAGCAGAGGGCGUGCCCUGUCGUCAGUCAACAUUUCCAGGGUAGCUCCUACCCGGCCCACCCACCCACCUGUGUCAGUCACGCUGCUGGAAUACCUGAGGUCACGGAGACUGUCGCCGCUUGGCUGUUGGAUAAGCAGAGCUAGAGAGAUUACCUAUCCGAGUGCGGACAGAGCAAGCGCGCUGUUCGGUAUCGACAUUACUCGGAGCAAGUGUGGCCGGGGCCGGCAGAACUCAGACACACCUGACUUUCGUAGAUACGUGGGGGUCUCCUGAAGUCAUGAUGAUAGACCUUACCGUCAUGUGUGAUACAGAAAUAAUAUCCAAUGAACCCACCAGUCCAACGUCGCCUUACUACGGGGAGACGUCCGACUCUUACUACCGCGUAGAUCGCUGGCAGAAACUGCGGACUGCUGUCAGAAAGCUGGAGUUCUGGGAAAACUUCAGCUACGAAUUGGCAGGCAGUGGCUUCUUUUCCAAAGUGUACAAGGUGACUCACAACACAACUCAAAAAAUAAUGGUGGUAAAAAUUUACAAGAAGGACGUUGACCAAGAUGUCAUUGUACGCGAGAUUAGUCUUCUCCAGAAACUCUCUCAUCCUAACAUUGUCAGAUAUCUCGGGGUGUGUGUUAAAGAAGAUAAACUCUAUCCUAUGCUUGAGUACAUUAAUGGUGGAUGCCUGGAAGAACUGCUGGCCAAUAAAGAAGUUAACCUGACCUGGAAGGAUAAAGUGGACCUUGCAUCAGACAUUACACGAGGAAUGGUGUACCUCCACUCAAAGAAUAUCUAUCAUAGAGACUUAAACUCCAAGAAUUGUUUGAUUCGGGUAACGUCACGUGGGAGAGAAGCCUUGGUUACUGACUUUGGACUGGCACGAGAAGUGGUCGAGCUGCCCACAAAGGGCUUUGACCGCAAGUUGUCUUUGGUGGGAUCUGCUUUCUGGAUGGCUCCGGAAAUGUUGCGAGGUGAACCGUAUGACAGGAAGGUUGAUGUUUUCUCCUUUGGAAUAGUAUUAUGUGAAAUACUUGGCAGAGUUCCAGCUGAUCCUGAAAUUUUGCCCAGAACGCAGGAUUAUGGGCUCAAUGCUGAAGCAUUCCAGGAGAUGGUGAACGGCUGUCCAAAGCGGGUGCUGGAAUUAACUGUUAAUUGCUGCAGGAUCGAUGCCUUUAAGAGGCCGUCCUUCACCGAGUUACUGGACCAACUUGAUGAUGUAGCCGAAAGUUUGGAAGCAAACAAAGACGUUGAGAUCCCUGUGUGAAUCUGUCCAUGCUUAACUCGGCCACAAGGCCUUAUGUGAGUGAUAGCAGUCACUGUUAUCAUAUUAACUAGAGGAAAAAUGGAUCUGUGUUCUACAGGAAUUGGAGAAGUAUUUGAAAGGGCUGACGUUUGGAUAAUAAUGAAAGCGCACAACAUCAGUCUGUGAGCCAUCAUGGGGGAGAAAUCCAGACUCCAGGAAUUAUGUUGCUGACUUAGCUGUCCUUGGGCAUCUCUUCCUCACUGGAAACUAAAUUGAAAGGAGAUGUAUAAUGUGCAACCACUUUGCUAUUGUGUGAUUUACACUGUUACCUAAAAUCCAUAUCAUCAUAAUUUCAUGUAAGUACAUUUGUAACAUAAUUCGGACAAUAGCAGUCAUUUAAAGAAAAAUGCCAAUGUAAAUUUUCAUUCUGGGUUACUGGGCAGGUAAGUGUUUUCAUUCAUUGCAACGCACCUGUCGGGCCGAUAUGUGCAUCGUUUAUACUGUUCUCAUACCGAAGACAACUUUUGAGAAUUGACUAAUCUUUAGUGUUGGUGAAUUUACUGUGCAAAUAUCUUAGUAUGGACUCUAAUCAAAUCACCUGCAAUAGUUUUUCAUUAGAGCUGCUUAUUUUGAAUAAUUUCAACCUCGAAUCAGAACAUGUAGCAAGAUCAGACGUUACACAGGCAACAUGUCCUGAAAAUCUGUUUUGUUCAAAACAGAAUCUCUACCAAGGUGUAGCAAUAGAGUUGUAUUUUUGUCCAUCUUAGCACAUUAAACUCAAAUCCGGUUCUUGUCUAAGAAAGUGCUUCACCCAUAAGGAACAUUUCAGUGGGUUUGAAUUUCCACAUGGGUCUAUCAGUCAGGUGCCUGGAGAUAUGGUCUGAACCCCAUUCAAGCCAACUUUGGGAACAUCACCCUGGAAUGGCUGAAUGCCAGUGGAUUCAACUUUUGAAUCCAAUACUGUUUACCCGUGUUGCCUUAACAAGCUAUGCCUUGUCCUUCCUGGUGGAUGUGAGCUGAAGUAGGUAACAUUGUGCCCUACAGAUGAAUGAGUAGAAGAAAAUAUUCCCGUCAAAAUUUACAAUGUGCUUCAAAGAGAGUAGUCAUUGUGAUGAAAUGUGUCUGGUUUUCAAUGAAAGGACAGUUCAUUAGUGUAUCAAACUGACAGCCCACUGUUACGCAUAUAUUUUGGAAACUAAUUAUGUGAAAAUAUGGCAUUGGCCUACCAUAUUAAUUGGCUGAUCACUCGUAUUGAUAAAUUAUGACAAGUGAUUAAUAUUGACUUCAAUUGAUCCAUCAAUUUCUCGCAGUCCAAAUGUAAUCUUGUGGUUCAGUUGAAUAUGGCAGCGAUAUGCUGAAGUCAAGGGGAGAAUCUUCUGCCAUGCUUGGUUAUUUAAAAACUAGCAACUCUGUGACUGCAGAAAGCCCCAAAGCCCUUAAGUAUAGUUUGAAAUGUAGACUCUCCAUGGAAAAAUGAGUUAUCUCCUUUGCACACAAGAAAGCUAUGCAGGUAUAAUAGCUAGAUAAUUGUUUUAGAAGAUAAAUGUUAUUUGAGGGAGAAGUAGUGGCAAGAAAAUGGACUGAAGGGUAUUGCCAUUUGAAAUCUCUAGGCCUGGGCCAUAUUAGUUAAUAUAGUUUAAAUUGAUGGUGUUAAUAGCUUUGGCAACUUUGAACUAGGAAGGGAGCAAAACAACAAGCUUCCCACCUGAGGUUAUAGAGGCCAGGCUACUUGAAGUGCACGAGUGAACUGGGCAAGGGCAGCACUGGGUUUGAACAAGGUGCUGUGAACAAUCUAUGUCAGAAUGACACAAAUGGUAACACUCAAUGGAGAUAUGCAGAGCAGCCAGCAGUUGUGUGCACGGAACAGGCAUAUUUCAGCUUCUCGAGAGGACAAGGUAGGGGUGAUGAUGAGCACUGCUAAUAUUUUAAGAUCACCAUCAGUUGGAGAUCAGUUACCAUCAAGCAACCACCGAGUGAACAACUGAGUUAAUGACCUUCAUGGGGACUGUCACAAGCUAUGUCACAAGAUGCCUCAGCUAAGUGGUGGCCAUUUUGUGCAGAAUGCAGAUGGACGUCGAAUGGCCUGGUGCCACUUUGAUGGCCCAAUUUUCUGGAUUCAACUGACAGCAUUUCAAAUGGUGCAAAACCUUUGCCACUGUUGGAUUGUGCCUGUGUCCCUAUUGUGAUCACUGGAUGGAUAACACAUUGUUUUUCAUGACUGACACUGUACAAAUCUAAGAACAGGAAUAGUUAUUCUCCAGUUCCAGAAGCACCUCUCAUUUAACACUUUUGACGAUUGAUUUUUUUUCCCCUCUUAUGCUAUUCAUCACAGCACAUAUGCAAAUUAAAUGUUCUUGGAUAUUUCUAAUGUUGAUUGGAAAAGUAAAUUUGUAGUAUUCAAAUACAUAGUGCAGGACUUGGUUCUUAUGAAGUAUUUGAAAAAUGGAGAGAAACAACAUAUUUCUUAAUUGCAGUAUUUUCUGCAUGUCGUUUCACUUUGAAGCCGAACAAUUCAGAGUUACUCAGAUAUAAUUUCAUGUGCAACAGAACCAUUUUCAUGUGUGUCAGACUGAUUAGGGGAAACCUUGCAGAGCACAUUUUUUAAAAGAACUCACAGCUGAUUUGUUUAAAAUAUCAGCAGAGGCAUUACCUCAUGGAUAACCAGUGCUGGUGGGCAUUGGACUUUGUGUGUUCUGCAUUGCCCCAUGACAAUGUUUGUUUCCUAGGUUAGAUUGAAUAGUUGAAGCAACUUGCUUCAUAGAACCUGGGCCCUUUAUACCCAAGAUGGUGGGGAAAUUCAAAAAAACAUCCAGGAAAGGCUCUUUGAGUUGACCUUGUGCCCUUUUAUCGGCUGGCUCAGCACCAACAGAGACAGAAAUGUUUUGUAUCUGCUGCCUCAGUGAGAAAAUUAAUACCAGUAGGGACCAUUUUUUUUACGCUUUAAUGGAUACUAACUGCAAAUCUAAAAUUAACAUAGGGAGCUUCUUUUUAACAUGGAAUCUGUCUGAGCCUUAAAAACCGUCAUUGGAUGGUUUUAAAGUCCAGCCAUAAAGAACCUAAAUAUAUGAGAAAAUGGCAACAUUUCUAUGCAUAAGAUGCCUUAAGACCUAUCAGAAAUUAGUUUAGGAAGAACCGCAAAACUGGUUGAAGGAGUAGGAGUGUGGAGCAUUAAAGUGCUACAUUCUUUGCGCUUUACAGAUUUCAUUUCAAGAGUAUUUAACUCCAUUGUUCUUUCUGUAUGCCAAGUAGUCAGUAUGUGCUUUUGUUACUUAUUUUAAAGAGUUUAAUCACACAUUUAAUUUUAUUCUCGUUUUCAUGUUACGUUUAUUUAUAGUUAUGAGGUUAUUUUUGGUACCUUUUUCAAUGAGUGAAUGCUGCAUGUUUCUACACAAUGUACAUGGCAGUUGACAGAUGGUGUAUAUAGAUAAUAUGAAUGCUUUCUGAUUAAAGCAUGUGGUUUGAUCAAUAUCUGCUGGUUUUUAGAUGGUGCUAAAAUAUUGGAAACUGUUAUAGAGAUCUGAACUUGUUCAAGCAACUGCUUUUUAGCUUACGUUUGUCUUGCGCAGUUAAAACCUUGAGCUUCUUGAUGCACGUUAUGAAAAAUGCUUAAUCAUGUAUAUUUUGUUAAGAUAAAUAUUAGUUUGCAGCCUUAGUUUAAAAAAAAAUUCAAGUAGAGGCAGUAGGCAAGGACUGCGAUGGGCUAUUCACUCCUUCGAUACGUAUAAUAGCUUUAAAACAAUAAAGUUUAACUGAAAAGUA
Amblyraja radiata (thorny skate) is the source of this 5086-nucleotide messenger RNA. Its product is annotated as dual specificity testis-specific protein kinase 2. Gene Ontology annotation, cellular component: nucleus; cytoplasm. Gene Ontology annotation, biological process: protein phosphorylation; actin cytoskeleton organization. Gene Ontology annotation, molecular function: protein serine/threonine kinase activity; ATP binding. NCBI's taxonomy places the organism in Eukaryota, Metazoa, Chordata, Chondrichthyes, Rajiformes, Rajidae. The transcript is spliced from 9 exons. Bases 371 to 1348 code for a protein of 325 amino acids. The record is from RefSeq and is a predicted model, not a curated record.